This is a messenger RNA of Schizosaccharomyces octosporus yFS286, 2538 nucleotides long. RefSeq names its product ubiquitin-protein ligase E3. Gene Ontology annotation, molecular function: ubiquitin protein ligase activity; ribosome binding. The transcript is spliced from 3 exons. The record is from RefSeq and is a predicted model, not a curated record. The coding region runs from base 66 to 2324 and encodes 752 amino acids. Gene Ontology annotation, biological process: rescue of stalled cytosolic ribosome; protein ubiquitination. NCBI's taxonomy places the organism in Eukaryota, Fungi, Ascomycota, Schizosaccharomycetes, Schizosaccharomycetales, Schizosaccharomycetaceae.
ACUUUAUGUACGAAAGUACAUUUCUUGCCCAGAACCAAUUUGAUAUUCAGCAUAAACAAAACAAAAUGCCGUCGCCAGAGACUGCUUCUGAUAACAAAAAACCAAAAAGUAAUCAGAAAAAGAAUCAUGUAAAAAAUAACCAAAGGAAGUCUGCAAAUUCCGCGGCCAGAAGAGAAACACAGAAAAAUACUGUGAAGCUCCAACCUGCUGGAAUUGAAAACUCGGAUAAGGAAGAGGAAAAUAAAAAAGAGACCACUAUUAAGAAAAACGUAACCGAUGGGGACGAAGAAGAAGAAGAGCAAAUUUGUUUUAUUUGUGCUGAACCAAUUGCGUAUACAUGCAUUCUUCCUUGUAAUCAUCGUAUGUGCCAUAUCUGUGCCAUACGUUUGCGCGCUUUGUACAAAACUAAAGAAUGUACAUUUUGUAAGGUUCCGUGGGACGUGAUUUCAAUUACCCAGGACCAUGAUUUGGAUAUCCGAGAUGUUGAAAUGGAUAACUUUCCAUUUCAAGACAAAAAUCUUGGACUUGUAUUUGAUAACCAAAAAGUUCAAGAUGAGUGCAAUCUUUUACUACAGUUUAAUUGUCCAGAAGAGGCUUGUGAUAUCACUUGUAAAGGUUGGUUUGAUUUGAAGCUUCAUUGUAAAGUGACGCAUCACAAAUAUUUUUGUGAUUUAUGUAUCAACCAUAAGAAGGUAUUUACUCAUGAACAUACCUUAUUCUCCAAGAAAGGAUUGACAAAGCAUUGUGAGGUAGGGGACCAGGGCGCUGAUCUGGAUGUGAGUGGGUUCAAGGGACAUCCUAAAUGUGGAUUUUGUAGCUCGCAUUAUUAUGAUGAUGACGAACUUUACAAACACUGUCGUGAGAAACACGAGCGUUGUUAUAUUUGCGAUCAGCUUGCUGGUCGUCCCACUCACCAAUAUUACAGAAACUACAAUGCAUUAGAACGUCAUUUUGAGAAAGAUCACUAUGUUUGUACCGAAAAGGAGUGUGUGGAAAGAAAAUUUGUGGUUUUUGGUACCGAAAUCGACCUUAAAGCUCAUCAAUUAGAAGAGCAUCCUCAGCGACUCAGUGCUAGAGAGCUACGGGAAGCACGUACAAUCGUACCAGAGUUUGAGUAUGAACCCCCAGGAAGCGGUGUAGGAAGAACUCGCCGUAACCGAAAACAACCUUCUAAUGCUCCCACUGAAGAAGCUACUUCUUCUUUGGCGAACUUACAUUUAUCUCGUGAAGAAAUUGCCCAUAUGCGACAUGAAGAAUACGUAAGCUCACAACAAGCUCGUAAUAGAAACUUUGGUUUUGCCUUGUCAUCCCCCGCACCAUCUGCUGCAGCUACUUCCAGACCAGUUUCUACAGCGUCUCCUAGAACAGCUGCUAUUGGAAAGCAAAGGGUUUUGAGAAGAGAAGAGUUUCCUUCGCUGAAUGAGCUUUCGAACCCCCAAGCGCGAGUAAGUCAAUCUUCCCCUAGUCCGGUCCGCACGCCGAAUGCUGCUAGUAGCCGUACUUCAUCUCCUGCCAUUUCACGUAUGUCAUCAUCUCAGAAUCUCAAUGCUGCUACGGCGAAGAAAGGUUCUCCUAUGGCUUCUAAUGUACAGGCUCAACACCAGCAGGUUAUCGACCGGAUGAUGAAACUUACAGGUUUUGACGAGAAUAAGGUUAAUGAGUUUAAAUUUGCAGUUUCAUCUUUCCGUGGAAACGUGAUGUCGGCUCGAGAAGCUACUGACCGUAUAACCAAGUUGGUAUCAAAGCCACAAGAACAACUUUCAGGGAUCAUUAAUCAUAUCGCGGAUUUAUUAGAAAAUAAAGAAAAAAGCAAAGAGCUUCUCGAAGGAUGGCAAGAAUGGAAGAUUAUGAAUUCUCGGGACCAGCCUCAUAUUGGUACAAAUAAUGCCAAUUUAUUGCGCCUUAAAAAAUCGAAUCGGACAGCUGCUCAAACUGCAAGUGUUUGGAAUCGUAUAGAAACAGCGGCUAGACAUAGCGGGCCCGCAUUAUCGGCACCUUCGUCCAGAAACAAAUCCCAAGGUUCGGCUUCUUCCUCCCCUCCUGUCAGGAAUGUCAAUGCUAGAUCGGUUCCUUCUUGGGGAAUGCCGACCAAAACAAGGUCAUCGGCUUUGAAUACGAAUUCCGAGGUUGACUUUCCUUCCCUUCCACCUUCGACUUCAAAGAGGAUCCAAGUCCCGAUUGGUAAAAAACCAGCUCGUGGAGUCGAUUUUCCUGCUAUUCCUGGAGCUCAAGCAGCAUCAUCUGCCUCGAGUUCUGCGAAUCGAAAUUCAGCUUCGAAGAAAAAGAAUGGAAAAAAGCAAACUGUUUUGUUUCACCUUGGUUAAUGGAAUUUUGUACAUAAUGAGUGUUUAAUUAGUUGAUAAGUUGUGAUUAUAGAAUUGGCAUGUGACAGAAGGUUACACUAUUAUGUCUUUUUUAUUGAAUAAUAUGACCUAGCUUUAGACCUAUUGUUUUGUUUUUACUAAAGUUAAUUUUUUCUUAUUUAACAAGUAUAUCUGACCUAGCAAGGUCUUCUACAUAUUCCUUCUACGAUACUCA